UCUCGUCGUGAGUCCGUGUCAUAACAAUAUAUCUCGUUUUUUUAAUAUACACAAAAGUUAAGAAAUAUUCGAGGCAUCGCUCGAAUUGAUUUGGAAGGAGUUUAUCAGUGUAAUGCUGACGUUAGGACGACUUUUCAGAUCAACUGCCACGACGUACUUAAAGAAAACAAUGGAAUCAAAACGAGCAUUAACUGUCAUCGUUAAAACCGAAGACGGUAAAAUCAAAGGACAUGUUCUUGACAAUGUCGAUAAGGAUGUCGAAUACUUUUCACUGCGAGGUACUCCUUACGCCGAGCCCCCGAUCGACGAUCUUCGAUUCAGGGAUCCAAUCCCUAAGGAAAAGUGGACUGUCUACGUUCGAGAUAUCGUAGAAGAAAGUAAUAUGUCACUGCAAUACGAGCCGUUGAUAGAUAAAGUUGAAGGUAAAGAAGACUGCUUGUAUCUCGACAUCGCAACGAGUGAAAUGCCCAACUGCAAUAAGCCCGUCAUGGUAUGGAUACACGGAGGAGGUUUUAAAAAGAGCUCCAACACACCGAAAAAAUAUGGGCCAGAUUAUUUGAUAAAACGUGAUAUCGUUUUUGUCAGCAUAAAUUAUAGGCUCGGGCUAAUGGGAUUUUUAAAUAUGGACCACGAAGAAUGCAGUGGAAAUAUGGGUCUGAAGGAUCAAAUACUCGCCUUGAAAUGGAUUCAACAAAAUAUUCAAUAUUUUGGUGGAGACUCGAAUAACGUCACAAUUUUCGGCGAGAGUGCAGGGGGAGCAUCAGUUCAUGCUUUGUGUUUAUCGCCAGAAGCAAAAGGUCUUUUCCACAAAGCCAUUAUUCAAAGCGGUGCUGUGACAAAUCCCUGGGCGCAUAUAAAAUCGAACAAAAAGUGGGGAUACGCUUUAGCCAAGUCUUUUGGUGUAAAAUGUGAUACCGACUUAGAUGUAAUUAAAAAAUUAAAGGAAUUACCAGCUAAAGAUCUAGUUAAAAAGUAUGAAGAUUUGUGUAAAGACGAACUUGAAAAGGUUCAACUAUCACUGGUGCCCACCCAAGAUGCCAAAAGUAAGAAUCCCGUCUUGCCAGAACCUAUCAGAGAGUUAGCGAAAAAAGGUAUUGAUGUACCAUUAAUUAUUGGAUACAACUCACACGAAGGCAUCAUAAGAUUUCUUGGUAACACCUCCAAAGUAUAUGAAGAGUUGGAUAAAAAUUUUAACGAAGUUGUCGCAAGCUAUCUACGUAUAGAUGACUAUGAGAAAUUGGCUAAAUACAUGGAGCCAAUAAAAAAACAUUACUUCGGUGAUGAAAAAAUUACGGAAGCCAAAGUCGACGAAGCUGUGCAAUUUUUCGGUGAUAUGCUCUUUGUCAUGGAUGUCAUUGGGGUGGCUACUAUUCAACAACAUAAAGAUGUUCCAACUUACUUAUACAAAUUCUCCUACAGGCCUAAUUUUCCAGGAGUGAAGGACAGAUUCGGAGUUAAAAUUGAAGGAACGUGCCACGGAGAUGAAUUGGGUUGCUUAUUCCAUGCAGAAGCGAGAAGAGAAAGAAUACCCGAAGGUACGCGGGAUCGUACCGCGAUGGAAAGAAUGACGACAAUGUGGACUAAUUUUGCCAAGUUUGGGAAUCCAACACCCGAAAAAAAUGAACUUCUGAAUGAAUCUUGGUUGCCAGUAACUAAGGAAAAAUUGAAUUGUCUCAAUAUUUCUGAUGAAUUAACUUGCAGCGAAAAUAAUGAUUUGAGAACGUAUGAAAUAUGGAAACCUUUACUGGCUCAGUUGCAAUAAUUUGAAUUUUAAUAAAUGUCAGAAAUAUUAUAAAAAA
Molecule: messenger RNA, 1799 nt
Organism: Trichogramma pretiosum
Lineage: Eukaryota; Metazoa; Arthropoda; Insecta; Hymenoptera; Trichogrammatidae
Product: esterase E4-like
Exons: 8
Coding region: 113-1762 (549 amino acids)
Source: RefSeq, a predicted model, not a curated record